Orbicella faveolata is the source of this 2305-nucleotide messenger RNA. RefSeq names its product transmembrane emp24 domain-containing protein-like. Lineage: Eukaryota; Metazoa; Cnidaria; Anthozoa; Scleractinia; Merulinidae. The record is from RefSeq and is a predicted model, not a curated record.
CGUCUAAUCCUUAUCCGACGUGGCGUUUGGACAAAAGAUUUGAUGUGGAGUUUUCACUGAUUGUAUAGAACUUUAGUUAUAUUUUAGGGAUGAUUAUGGCUUUUUUACGUUUAGAGUUAUGCUCAAUAUUACUUGUACUUCUGUUGGAAUGCUCGUGUGGCUAUUUUAUAACGAUCGACGCACACGCAGAGGAGUGUUUCCACGACCAAGUGACAUCUGGAACAAAGAUGGGGCUCAUAUUUGAGGUGGCCGAAGGUGGCUUCUUGGACAUUGAUGUUACGAUUACAGGUCCAGAUCAAAAAGUUAUUUACUCAGGAGAAAGGGAGACCAAUGGAAAAUAUGCUUUUGCUGCUUACAUGGAUGGCACUUAUCAUUACUGCUUUAGCAACAAAAUGUCAUCCAUGACACCGAAAAUAGUCAAGUUUUCCAUGGACCUGGGAGAGCCUCCCAAAGAUACCAGUAAAGAGGAAGGUGCCCAUCAUGAUAAGCUAAGUGAAAUGAUUGGUCAACUGUCUGAAGCAAUGACGGGAGUCAAACACGAGCAGGAAUACAUGGAAGUCAGAGAAAGAAUCCACAGAGCAAUCAAUGAUAACACAAACAGCCGUGUAGUUUGGUGGUCCUUCUUUGAGUCCCUUGUGCUUGUUGCCAUGACGCUAGGACAAGUUUUCUACCUUAAACGCUUCUUUGAAGUCAGAAGAGUGGUAUAAGCUGUCUAUGCCCGUUUUUAGAAAGUACAAGAUCUGUAACAUACUGUAGGAGGAUAAGCAGGAUAUAUAUGGACACCGGUCAAACAAAUGUACAAUCCAGAGGCAUAAGACUCCUUUGCUCUGCUGUUAUUUAGCCUUUUGAUAUUCUGGAAAUACAUGUUCAUGUAUACAGUCAGGGACAGCAUUGCAAACUUUAGUACGACUAUUGUCCCUUAAAUUACUCACAAAAUGAAUUUAUGCGACAUCCUUUGAAGAUCAAUUUGGUUUGAAGUCAAGGUGUUACGUGAGAAGAUCAGAUUGUUUAUUUUCCUGUCCUUUUGUUAUAAUUGAUUUCGGUUGUGAAUUUAUGAGGGCUACCUUACCUUUGUCUACAAAGCAUAAGCUUUCUCUUCAUACAUAGCCCUUAAAACAUUGUCAGCAAAUCAGUAUUAAUAAUGCCUUGAAAAUAAAUUAGAAUUGUUGAACACAAAGUGCAGUCAACUCUCCCUCCCCUUUCUGUGGUAAUAUCAAUUUAUCAGCCAGGUACGCAGAUGUUUUGUAAGUACCACUGCUUAACUCUUUAAAAAAUAGAUGCCUUGUUGCCAUGCAUCUGUUCAGCAGUAGAUCACAAAUGAUGUCAAAAUGUGGUCAGAACAAAACUGACACUUAAGCCAUUAAGUGAGUGUGCUACUUAUGUUCUUACAACAUUUUGAUGUCUUCUGUGAUCUUUUUCUAAAACAGAUGCACACCAACAUGGAAUCUAUCUGUUUUGUAUAAUAUAGAAACAAAAAAAUGUAAAUGAUGUCAACUAUACAUCUUUCCUCCAAAAGAUCAUAACAACCAAUCAAGAUGUGAAAAUAAUUUGACUUAAUAAACAAGUGGCUAAUAGUUGGUAAGCAAAGCCCCAAGUCAACUAUCAAAGUCUACAGGAACCAACAGAAAACAGUCUUUAUGACAUUGUUUUAGUAUGUCCUAGUGGCUGGGUUAUUAAACAUCAAAUAUCAGUGAAACUCAUUGAAGGUUUUGAUUUGGCCAUAAUGCUCAAGAGACCUUGCAUGCCUUCUUAUGGCCUUCUAUCACAUGACAGAUGGCACAGGUUCAGCCAAUCAGAUUACGAGUUUGCUAAUAGUCUACCACUACUGAGCCAUGCUACUUCCAAACAGAUGUUUUGUUACAUACUGCCCUUUCAACAAGGGUUGUCCUACAAAAGCAUAAUAGUUUGAUUGGGUAUAGGUAGUAAUAGUCUAACAUUGCUUGGUUGAGGUUCACAGUGUUUCUUCAAGAUGAUACAUGUGUUUAAGCUGUUUCAUUCAAUCAUGCUGGAACACCUUGAGCUUCAAUCAAGCAACUGUGAACCACCAACAACCAUAAUAUGUUUUUGGCUUUGACGUGUACGCUUUCUGUAGGACAACCUUUCUUGACACAGUAUCUCACAUCAAAGUAUAGAAUAUGCCAGUGUUCCUCUAUUGACUUUUCAUUUCUGAUUUUUUGUAUCAAGUUCUCACAUGUGUCGUAGUGACACCUAUUCAAGGAGUCACAGAGUUCAGGCUUUUGUGUCGUCUUUGUUGAUAACGGUGUUUUGACACUAUUGGAAAUUAUUAAAACAAUAUGAACAUGUU